AUGUACGUCCUCGCGCGCCGCUUCCGCGACGCCGUCGCAGUCUUCUCCUCGCUGCCGCCGGGAGCCGCCGCGUACGCGCUCCCGUGGAACUGGCUCAUCCGCGGGCUCACAAUGGCGGGCGACUACCGCUCCGCGCUCCUCUUCUACCUUAAGAUGUGGGCGCACCCCUCCGCGCCGCUCCCGGACAGCCACACCUUCCCCUACGUCGUUAAGUCUUGCGCGGCGCUUGGGGCGAUCUCUCUCGGCCGCCUCGUGCACCGCACCGCGCGGGCGCUCGGGCUCGACGGCGACAUGUUCGUCGGGAGUGCGCUGAUCAAAAUGUACGCCAAUGGCGGCCUCCUCUGGGACGCGCGGCAGGUGUUCGACGGAAUGGCGGAGCGGGAUUGUGUCCUGUGGAAUGUGAUGAUGGACGGGUAUGUGAAAGCCGGAAAUGUGGCGGGUGCAGUGGAGCUGUUCUGUGACAUGAGGGAGAGUGGUUGCAAACUCAAUUUUGCAACCUUGGCAUGCUUUCUAUCUGUUUCUGCCACAGAGGGUGAUUUGUUCUCUGGGGUGCAGCUCCAUACACUUGCUGUGAAGUGUGGAUUAGAAUAUGAGGUGGCGGUGGCGAACACAUUGGUGUCUAUGUAUGCCAAAUGCAAAUGCCUGGAUGAUGCCUGGAAGUUGUUUGCCGUGAUGCCACAGGACGACUUGGUAACCUGGAAUGGGAUGAUAUCUGGUUGCGUGCAAAACGGGCUUAUUGAUGAGGCGUUGCUGUUGUUCCGUAAUAUGCAGAAGAGCGGAAUUCGACCAGAUCCAGUUACACUGGUGAGCUUGCUACCAGCUUUGACUGACUUGAAUGGUUUCAAGCAGGGGAAGGAGAUACAUGGUUACAUUGUUGGAAACUGUGUGCCCAUGGAUAUCUUCUUGGUUAGUGCUUUGGCGGAUAUCUAUUUUAAGAGCAGAGCUGUGAAGAUGGCCCAGAACGUGUAUGAUUCCGCUAAAGUCAUUGAUGUGGUUAUUGGCAGCACUGUGAUUUCUGGAUAUGUUCUAAAUGGGAUGAGUCAAGAGGCAGUGAAAAUGUUCCGAUAUUUGUUGGAACAGGGUAUCAAACCAAAUGCUGUUGUGAUUGCUAGCAUGUUGCCGGCCUGUGCUAGCAUGGCAGCCAUGAAGCUUGGUCAGGAGCUCCAUAGUUAUGCUCUAAAAAAUGCAUAUGAAGGAAGGUUUUAUGUGGAGAGUGCACUAAUGGACAUGUAUGCUAAGUGUGGUAGGCUUGACCUGAGCCAUUAUAUUUUCUCUAAGAUAUCUGCUAAGGACGAAGUGACAUGGAACUCAAUGAUUUCAAGCUUUGCACAAAAUGGGGAACCAGAAGAAGCUCUUAGCCUUUUCCGUGAAAUGUGUAUGAAAGGAGUAAAGUACAGUAGUGUGACAAUAUCUUCUGUGCUGUCAGCAUGUGCAAGCUUGCCAGCUAUAUAUUAUGGAAAGGAGAUCCAUGGUGUCAUCAUAAAGGGACCCAUAAGAGCAGACUUGUUUGCUGAGAGCGCUCUUAUAGAUAUGUAUGGAAAAUGUGGUAACUUAGAAUUGGCUCAUCGUGUUUUCGAGUCCAUGCCUGAGAAAAAUGAAGUAUCAUGGAAUAGCAUAAUUUCUUCCUAUGGGGCUUACGGCCUUGUCAAAGAGUCAGUAAGUUUACUACGCCAUAUGCAAGAGGAGGGAUUCAAGGCUGAUCAUGUAACGUUUCUCUCUUUGAUUUCUGCUUGUGCUCAUGCUGGACAAGUUCAAGAAGGAUUGCGGCUUUUCCGAUGCAUGACUCAGGAAUAUCAGAUUGCACCUCGAAUGGAACACUUUGCUUGCAUGGUUGAUUUAUAUAGUCGGGCUGGGAUGUUGGAUAAAGCUAUGCAAUUGAUUGUUGAAAUGCCUUUCAAAGCAGAUGCUGGUAUUUGGGGUGCUCUUCUCCAUGCUUGCCGUAUGCAUCGCAAUGUUGAGCUUGCAGAGAUUGCUUCACAAGAAUUAUUCAAGCUGGAUCCUCAUAAUUCUGGUUAUUAUGUCCUCAUGUCAAAUAUCAAUGCGGUUGCUGGACGAUGGGAUGGUGUGUCAAAAGUGAGAAGGUUAAUGAAUGAUACGAAAGUACAGAAGAUACCUGGUUACAGCUGGGUAGAUUUAAAUAACACCAGCCAUUUAUUUGUUGCAGCAGAUAAAAGCCACCCUGAAUCUGAAGACAUUUACAUGUCCUUGAAGAGUCUUCUUCUAGAAUUAAGAGAGGAAGGCUACAUUCCCAUGCCGGAUUUAUGUUGUCCCAUGCACAACAACAGCAUGCAGCAGGUUCAUCAAUGA
Oryza brachyantha (malo sina) is the source of this 2307-nucleotide messenger RNA. RefSeq names its product pentatricopeptide repeat-containing protein At4g21300. Gene Ontology annotation, biological process: RNA modification. The record is from RefSeq and is a predicted model, not a curated record. Lineage: Eukaryota; Viridiplantae; Streptophyta; Magnoliopsida; Poales; Poaceae. Bases 1 to 2307 code for a protein of 768 amino acids. The transcript has a single exon. Gene Ontology annotation, molecular function: RNA binding; protein binding.